AUGGACAUUGUUACUUGCUGUGGCAGCCAGCGAGGUGGGCAGGGUGCCACUGUUGCCAUUAUUGCGCGGUUCAAAGAGAAGGAAGGUUGGUCGGUCAGCCAAGACUGCGGCUCAACAGCCGAAGAUCGUUUCAGUGUCCAGGCCCUGGAGGGCCCUGUGGUUUGUCGUCCCCCAGCCUGGCCACACCUCCUCGCCGACUGGCAGGGGUGGGGGUGGGGCGUGGCGGCCUUCCGCGGCUCCCAGGUGCGGCCUGCUCCGAGGGCUGGCCCAUCCGGUCUGCCCAUUGGCGGGAUAUGCCUGUAA
Gaeumannomyces tritici R3-111a-1 is the source of this 303-nucleotide messenger RNA. RefSeq lists its product as hypothetical. The record is from RefSeq and is a predicted model, not a curated record. Bases 1 to 303 code for a protein of 100 amino acids. Lineage: Eukaryota; Fungi; Ascomycota; Sordariomycetes; Magnaporthales; Magnaporthaceae. The transcript is spliced from 4 exons.